AUGGCUGCGACGUCACAGGGCCUGGUGAAUCCCCAAAUGUUGGUCUUGGUGGCCUUGCUGUCCACGGCCUUCCUCGUGCACUUUAAUGCCCCGCAGUUCUUUGUGGAGCUGCCCCCAGCAGAGCCAGCUUCGGACGCUGAGGCCAAGGAGAAGCUGCAGAAGUUCGGGAAAGUGGCGGUCAUAGGCUUUGGCAUCGCGUCAGUUCAGUACGCCCUUGUGAUGGCCUUUGGCUUCCUCACCUUCGGGAAG
Messenger RNA from Symbiodinium sp. CCMP2456, 249 nucleotides. The record is from the annotation of a GenBank genome assembly. NCBI's taxonomy places the organism in Eukaryota, Dinophyceae, Suessiales, Symbiodiniaceae.